Messenger RNA from Suillus subalutaceus, 678 nucleotides. RefSeq lists its product as uncharacterized. Lineage: Eukaryota; Fungi; Basidiomycota; Agaricomycetes; Boletales; Suillaceae. The coding region runs from base 1 to 678 and encodes 225 amino acids. The transcript has a single exon. The record is from RefSeq and is a predicted model, not a curated record.
AUGGACACGGAUGACAAUACAUCACAGCCAUAUCUUCCCAUUCUUCUCAUGCCUUCACAACUUCCUCACAAGACAACGCAUGGUCUCACUCAGUUUCUGCUGGACCCUGAUCCAUCUCUAGAGGAUUUUGCCCAUGCCCAACAGUUUUCAUUACCGAUUAUCACAUCACCACCACGAAUUCGUCAUCAAAUGCAAAACACAUUGAUUCUGACAGGUGAUGAAUCUCCUACUGCCCCAAAUGCUGGAGUGCAGCCACAGCCCUAUCAUACCACAGAUCCCACCUUCAUUUUCCCUGUCUCUACACCAUCACCCUCCCAGGCACAGCCAUUGACAACCCAUAUCCCAUCUGAGUCAGCUACAACACUACCUGCUGCACCUGCCGGCGCACACUCUACCCAGACUUCAACAUUUCUGUCUGAUGCUGCCCCCAUAGGACUCCCUUCUGACACAGGCAAGAAGCGCACAUGUGAAUCUGAAGAAGAACGGUUGAAUGUCCCUGCAAAAUGUCAGAAGGUUAAUGCUUGCAACACUGGUCCUAGCCCCCCCACCCCAAUUGAUGAGACAGUGAUGGAUCAUCAGAAUGGUCAGGACAAACAUCAACAGUUCCAAUCGAAGUGUGCCGCCAAAGCUAAUAAUAUUGGUGGCUCAUCCACAACUUGGAGGACUGGAUGCAAAUGA